AUGUCCGGUGGGGUGAUCUCUACCCACACGGCCGCACCCCACGUUUUGGGCAUCAGUGUCCAUGUUCGCUGUGUGGCGGCGCGGGGGCUCUCUGUGAGGGGAGGGCGGGGCCGCCCAGGGCCGGUUCCCGCCGGUUCUGCAGCCGCCCCCGCGCAGGGCACAGCUGAGCCCCUCAGCCAGGCUGGGGCGCCGCUGGGGAAACCUCCCGGAGACAGGGCAAAACCCUGCCCGGCAGCGAGCGGAAAGCGCGAGAAAGCGGAAAACAAAGGGAGACGAAAUUUCUCCGUCCAACAGGAACCAACGCCUGGUGUGACACCACUGCAGGUGCUCAGCCAGUCCUGCCGCCUUCCACCGCAGCCGCUGCUGGCCAUGGGGACACUGCCAGUCCAGACAGAUGGACAGAGAGCUGGUGACAUCCAAACCGGUCUCUUAAAUGGGUACAUGGCUGCUGAAAGUGCUCUUCAUCCUCAAGGGCCCGUUGCUGAAGCAGCACCCGCCAGUGUUCGUUGCGUCCAUAAUGAUGUUGCCGUACCUGACUUCUCUGCCUAUCGUCGUCAAGAUGUGCUGGAUGCCACCACAUCUUCUCAAAGCAGCAGUGAAGCUAGAAAAGGGUUUUCCUACCUGGUGACUGCAACGACAUGCGUGGCAACUGCAUAUGCUGCUAAGAAUGUUGUCACCCAGUUUAUUUCCAGCCUGAGUGCCUCUGCUGAUGUGCUAGCGUUGUCAAAGAUUGAGAUCAAGUUAUCUGACAUUCCAGAAGGCAAGAACAUGGCUUUCAAGUGGAGAGGGAAGCCCCUUUUUGUGCGUCACAGAACCCAGGCAGAGAUUAAUCAGGAAGCUGAAGUUGAUUUGUCUAAACUGAGGGAUCCGCAGCAUGACUUAGACAGAGUAAAGAAGCCAGAGUGGGUCAUAUUAGUAGGUGUCUGCACUCAUCUUGGUUGUGUACCCAUUGCUAACUCAGGGGAUUUUGGCGGUUAUUACUGCCCUUGCCACGGGUCCCAUUACGAUGCCUCUGGCAGAAUCAGGAAAGGUCCUGCUCCCUAUAACCUUGAGGUUCCGACUUACCAGUUUCUUGGUGAUGAUGUAGUGGUUGUUGGCUGAAUAACGAGGUGCUUCCUCAUUUUCAUGUUCCUGUGAAUGUACGCUCAAAAGGGUUAACUGAGAUUCUGCAAUACUGUAAAACCAGAUGAUCCUGAAAACCUAUUAGCUGUCUAGAUUCUCAACCAGAACUAUGUUCAAAUACGUCCCUGUGUUCAAUUUUAAUAAAAACUUGGAGUGAGCACUUGU
Molecule: messenger RNA, 1287 nt
Organism: Charadrius vociferus (killdeer)
Lineage: Eukaryota; Metazoa; Chordata; Aves; Charadriiformes; Charadriidae
Product: cytochrome b-c1 complex subunit Rieske, mitochondrial
Exons: 4
Coding region: 1-1101 (366 amino acids)
Biological process (GO): mitochondrial electron transport, ubiquinol to cytochrome c
Cellular component (GO): membrane
Molecular function (GO): 2 iron, 2 sulfur cluster binding; quinol-cytochrome-c reductase activity
Source: RefSeq, a predicted model, not a curated record